AAACCAAACUGAGCAACAAGCAGGCUGGUCUGCCAUUGUGAUUGCACAGGACCUGUAGAGGUGUCCAUCUCAAUUGCAGGAACAGAGCUGUGUAACAAAGAGUGGCCAGCAUGUCAGUGACUGUGACCAAAGGCGGAGGGGUGACUGUAUUUACUGUGAACUCAAAAGAAGGAAGCAGUUGGCCCCUGCUGUGUCAAAUACUUGGGACCCUGUGCUACAGCCCAGCAUGCUCUGUGUCCCAGGGACUGAGGAGGCUCCAAGCAAGUUCCCAGUCAGCUCUGGGGACUAUACAGAUCAUGGUGGGAGUACUCAACAUUGGCUUGGGAGCGAUCCUUGUUAGCACUGAUUAUUCUAGCUCACUGCGAUGGAUUGGGGUUCCUUAUUGGCUUGGUGGUGUGUUUAUAGCAGUUGGCAUCAUGUGUAUCUUGGCUGAGAAGUUCCCCAGUCCCUGCUUGGUGGGCAUCAAUGUGUUGAUGAACCUGUCAGGUGCUGCUCUGGCCAUUACUGGAAUUGUGCUGUAUGCUGUAGACCUGGCAAACUACAAUUUCUGGUGGAUUUGCAAUGAUGACAACUACAACUGGCGAGAUGACUACUACCAGGUGACAAAACCACCCAGUGAUCCGGAGAGGGAUAGACUCUUGGCGAAAUGCAAAGAUGCCAAGCAGAUUGCUCAGAUGUUGAUGAAUGCCUUGGACAUCGUGCUCAUCGUCCUUGCAGUCCUUCAGCUUUGUGUCACCAUCAGCUCUGCGGUGUUGGGUCUCAAGGCUUUGUACAAGAAUGGAAAGGAGGGAAAAGAGAACAUCCAGGACCUGGAGCAGUAUAAGCCUCUGCUGGAGGAGGUCACCACUAACCCUGCAGCUUAAAGAGCACUGAUCUGAUCUGAUAUACUUUAUUGACCACGUGGGGAAAUUUGUCAUGGACGAUUAAAGAGUGGUGCUGCUUCCACAUGGAAUACAUAAAUAAAUAGAAUCAAAUGUAUUCUACAUAAAUGGAUCAUCAUACACCCCCCUCCACACCCACACAUUUGUUUUUACAUCCAUAUAGUUCACUUACUUAAUUUACUUCCUUAAUUUACUGUAACGCCUACUGUGACUUUGCUUCGGUUUAAAUGACAACUGACACUGACUAUGUCUUCAUGCUUUUCCUAUGUUGUUUUUCCAAAACUGAAAGGACCGUUAUAAAGGGGACUAUAUGACUUUUUUCUGCAUUUUUAUAUUUUCUUACUGUAUCUUUUAUUCUGUUGGCCCCACCCCCUAAAUAAAUAAACAAACUGUCUUAGCUCAACAGUUUCAAAACAGUUUUACUUAAUGUUGCCAUCAGGUGGCAGUCAUUCCCAUACAAACAUUCACCAUUGGUUGCUCAAAAAAAUUAUUGGAGGUAUAUACAGGUAACUGCCAAAAUAAAGAAAACAAAGUGUCUUAAGGUCUAAGCCCAUAGGUCGCAAUAUCUACUAAGUUAAUAUAUGGAAUUGUUUUAAGAUGGUCAUAAAAUUUAUAAUUUAGCCAUUUGAGGACCCCUGUAGGUAUAUAAAAACUAUAUACAUAUUUAUUGAAACAUUGAAUUUGGCCUUUACUGCUAUAACCCAUAGAAACACAUUGAUUAACACAUUUGUACAUGGCAAAACAGACAGUCCCCCCAAAAAUCGUAAGGUUUUGAAGUGUCUGUCCUAUAUCCUGACGUUAUGCAGUUUCUCUGGACCCCCGCAAGGUUGGAGUGGGUCCCCCACUCCCUACAAUAAACAUAAAAUGCGUCAGCCAGAGAGCCACUCACAAAGUUUAGACUACCAACCACUGUCCAUGGUGCUGCAAUUGGGACAUAUCUAUGCGGUUGCCUAUCGGAUCGAUGAUAGGCUUUCUGUGGUGCCAGGGCAUGUAGCGUAUAGGUUUGCUUUAGCAAAUGGAUACAUGUUUAUUGGUAGGCCAAUUUGGUUGUCAUUUUCUCAUGUUAAGCUUAACAUUUCACAAAGCUGUACACAGUGCCGCCAGGCUGCCAUGAUUUAACAUUCUGGCUGGUGGCAACAAUGUAAUCGCUUGUUCAGUAAUUAAAGUUGGAAAUUGAUCCUUUUCACACAUGAGUGUGAAACAGUC
Salmo salar (Atlantic salmon) is the source of this 2087-nucleotide messenger RNA. The record is from RefSeq and is a predicted model, not a curated record. NCBI's taxonomy places the organism in Eukaryota, Metazoa, Chordata, Actinopteri, Salmoniformes, Salmonidae.